ACAGUUGAGAAUAUACUGGUUUCUGCUUGUGACUACCUACCACUGUUGGGCUUCGUAUUUGGAGAACCGGAAAGAUGCAACACUUUGGUACAACGAUGGCGACUUCUCCUCUGCCUGAUUCUACAGCUUUAGAAGCUGGCAUCAUCGAAGAUGAAAGACCAUCGCGUCUGUCACGCGUUCAGGAUAAUGUCAGGAACCUUCUCCGAACAUCUGUGUUUGGAUCUGUUGUCAGCUCUCCAACAUCACCUUCUCGUCCUCGACAACCACAGUCACCGGCGCAUCUCCAAACACAUCCAAUGCAGAACCCUCUCCGAUCACACCCGCCUUCGCCUAUCGUCAAUCAACGCGCCAGGCCAGAAGUGCUCCCGAGCCCAACAGAGUCCACCAGCUCCUCAGAACGCCAGAGCUCAGAGCAAGCACGACGGCCACCUGGCAGCUACUAUCAGAACAUCCAACGUAUGGCACAUCAGUCAGCCGUGUUCAACUCUCGAGCAGUGGCGGCACUCAAUCAUCCCGACCUGAGCGACCCAUCUCUGACAGAUCUUUCCCAGCAGAAGACCAAGCGACGGCAACAUCGUGGGUGGGCGAGGAGUCGAACAGGGUCUGGCUCGCGAAGUGUGCAUGGCAAGCGAACGGUGAUGGUGAAGCGAGCUGCGGGAUCCCAGGGCUUGCUAUUGACUUUGGCAUCGGUGUUGUUGGCAGCGCUGGUAGCGACUUGUGAGUGAUGGAGUCAUGGAAUGCUGGACCGGAGCUGACUUAGUUGUAGAUGUCUCGCUUGCGACGAGUGUACAGGGCGUGACAACCACCUUUCACGUCCUCUUCAUUCUUGGCAUCUUGCUGGCGACGAUCGUAUUCUCCCACGCACUGAUUCGCUUCUUCCUGACGAGCAGACGCCGUUCUCGGAAUUUGCCAACUUUCGUUAGAGUUACUCGACAUGGCCAUCACAGACAACGUCACCACGGUCCACGUCAUCAGCACAGUCGACAGAUGCCAACUCUCGCAGGCGAGACAGAGGCCUUCGUGCCGUCAGCACCGAUCCAGGUCCUUGUUCCAGGAGAAGAGAUCCAAACAACAAACAAUAAUAAUAAUUCAGCCUCUGCCCCGCAAAUACCCCAUGACUGGGAGAAGCCGGUCCAAACAGUAAAGAAUCCUCCUCCGGCAUAUGGUCGCUGGCGAGAUAGUGUUCGAGCCAAUCCAGAUCUGCUUCACUGGCAAAUGAUUCCUUCUCCCGUCAUGCCCGGCACACCCGCACAGCCUUCACCAACGUACGAGGAAGCAAUGUCAGAAGCCAUGGCAGCGGCACAGAGCCAUGCAGGGAGUCAUCCUCCAUCAUACAUGACGAGAGAUAGCCCAGCAAGGAGGAGAGAAAUGCUGGAGGCGCGAGCUGGUCUCGCGCGAUCGCAGGCGGUUGAGCCAGAGACGGAGCCAGAGAUGUUCGAGAUUGGCCCUCUGAACAGCGCUGCGUCAAGCGGCACUGGUCGUAGUGUCGGGCUGGCCAUGUGAGGUCGAGCAUAGAAAUGCAUAAUUAGAUUUCGAAGGGCGGGCCAUGCAUGAUCAUCAUCGAUCUCGUCGCCGUGCGCAGUAAUUCAUUUCUUCUGCUCG
This is a messenger RNA of Pseudocercospora fijiensis CIRAD86, 1602 nucleotides long. RefSeq lists its product as uncharacterized. The transcript has a single exon. Bases 733 to 1503 code for a protein of 256 amino acids. The record is from RefSeq and is a predicted model, not a curated record. Lineage: Eukaryota; Fungi; Ascomycota; Dothideomycetes; Mycosphaerellales; Mycosphaerellaceae.